Prunus armeniaca (apricot) is the source of this 429-nucleotide messenger RNA. The record is from the annotation of a GenBank genome assembly. NCBI's taxonomy places the organism in Eukaryota, Viridiplantae, Streptophyta, Magnoliopsida, Rosales, Rosaceae.
AUGCUCUGCAGAAGGAAGGUGGUCAUAGUCUUGGAGCUCAGUCUAGCCCCAAGCUUGUUCUACACCUCCCUGCACUCUGCCAGUUGCUUUAGAAGCUCUUCAAUCUGCUUCUCUAGCUUGUCUGCAGUGGCCUUGGCCUCCUUGUAUCCCGACACCAUUAGGUCCAGUUCUGCCUUCUGCAUUGCAAAAUCAGCCAGGUUGGCUUCAGCAGCUAUCCCUAACCAAGGCUUUGCCCUAUUUGGAUAUGGGCUUGAAGAUGUACAGCAGCUCGAAGUUGGACCAGCGCUUGUCUACAACGAGAGCCUGGUCGAGCCUACAAUUUCCAUUGAGGACAUCGACGACGGCGUAGUUGACAUGGUUCUUAUGAGGCCGAGGUUUCAGAGGUCGACAAUGGAGAAGCCAAGGCGGGCGAGGGAGAGGCCGACAUGA